AUGAAUACAAAAACCAUUGCUUCCUUUUCAUCAAAACCAUUUGUUGAAAGAUCAUUUGGUCCUCUCAAUCCACUGAUUUAUACAAAAUUCUGUCGGGAUGAUCAUUUCUUGAAAGAAUAUUAUCAACCUUUACUCGAGAGUAAAUCAUCUUCUCUUCAAGAUUCAAUUCAAUGGAAUCCAUCAAAAUUCCUUCCCAAUUAUUCGAAUUUAGAAAGAUCAGGUCCAUUUCAUUUAAAAUUCAUUGAUGCUCGCUUAACAGAAUCAACAUUAGGAUUAGCAGAAGGUUGUGAUUAUAUUACUGUCUUUGUCAAUGAUAAUGUCAAUAGAAAUGUUUUGAAAAUAUUGCAUUCUCAUUUUGGUGUAAAAUGUGUUGCAUUGAGAUCUGCUGGAUACAACAAUGUAGAUAUUGCUGCAGCCACAGAAUAUGGUAUUAAGGUGUGUCGAGUUCCAGAAUAUUCACCUGGUGCUACUGCUGACUUUACCAUUGCCAUGAUUAUGGCUCUGAACAGAAAAAUUCAUCGAGCCUUUCAAAGAAUUAAGGAUGGUGAAUUUAGUUUGGAAGGAUUAAUGGGAUUUGAUAUGAAUACUAAAGUAUAUGGAGUGAUUGGAGGUAGUGGUAAAAUUGGAAAACUUGUGUGCAAAUGUUUGAGAAUGGGAUUUGGUGCUCGAGUCAUGGUCUAUGAUUCAAUUCAAGAUCCUGACUUGAUCAAAAUGGGAAUUGAAUUUGUUGAAUCGAUGGAUGAUUUGUAUGCACAAGCAGAUGUCAUUACUCUUCAUUGUCCACUCAUUAAGGGUGUCACUGAACACAUGAUUAAUGCAAAUUCCAUAAAAAAGAUGAAAAAAGGAGUCAUGAUUGUCAAUGCAGCACGAGGAGGACUGAUUGUCACUGAACAUGUCAUUGAUGGCUUAAAGAGUGGUCAAAUUGGAAGUCUAGGUCUUGAUGUCUAUGAAUUUGAACAUGAUUUGUUUUUCGAGGAUCGUCGAGAACAAAUUAUCACGGACGACACAUUCAUGAGAUUAUUGACCUUUCCCAAUGUCAUUGUGACUCCUCAUCAGGCAUUUUUCACCAAUGAAGCCAUCAAUAAUAUUGCACAGACAACUCUGGAGAGUUUGUAUAGCUUUGAAGUGAGUGGUCAUUGUUUCAUCACACCAAGUGUAUGUCUUAAUUGA
This is a messenger RNA of Naegleria lovaniensis, 1170 nucleotides long. RefSeq lists its product as uncharacterized. The record is from RefSeq and is a predicted model, not a curated record. The transcript is spliced from 3 exons. The coding region runs from base 1 to 1170 and encodes 389 amino acids. Gene Ontology annotation, molecular function: oxidoreductase activity, acting on the CH-OH group of donors, NAD or NADP as acceptor; NAD binding. Lineage: Eukaryota; Heterolobosea; Eutetramitea; Acrasida; Naegleriidae.